AUGGCCACCCUGGAGACUUUUGCUCACCUCGUUGCACGGCAAGAGGACAGUAGCGGGCAACCCACUUGUGAUACCGGGAACGAAUAUGACGGUCGCAUUGGCCUGCGGAUAGCCGCACUCUUUAUCAUCUGGGUCACCUCUUCGCUAGGCGCAGUCUUCCCCAUCUUCGCAAACAGGCACAGAGGCCUAAAGGUUCCAGAAUGGGUGUUCUUCAUAUGCAAAUACUUUGGCUCGGGCGUCAUUAUUGCAACAGCGUUCAUACACCUAUUGGCCCCCGCCAUUGACGCCUUAACGGACUCCUGUCUGACAGGACCGAUAACAGAAUACGACUGGGCCGAGGGCAUAGUUCUCAUGACCGUUUUUGUCCUCUUCUUCGUUGAGCUGAUGGUCAUGAGGUAUGGAAGUUUUGGCGGACAUCCACACAGCCACGAGCAUGAGCACGAACACGGACAGGGACAUGUGAAUCAGAUUGAGCUGGAACGAUCUACACCCGACACAGAGGGGACUGCCCCCGUAGCGGGCACACUGUCACCCUACAAAGACACCCCCACCCGACAGCACCGAUCUGCCAGCACGCACGUGCCGGGAGAAGACCACAUGGGCCACGUGAGGGAGCACUCCGAGAUCGAAGACGUGGCCAACCCAUUUAACCUCGAAGAUUACAAGGCGCAAAUGACAGCCAUCUUCAUCCUCGAAUUUGGCAUCAUAUUUCACAGCAUCUUCAUUGGCCUCACGCUAGCAGUCGCGGGAGACGAAUUUAACACCUUGUUCAUCGUCAUCAUCUUCCACCAAACCUUCGAAGGUCUUGGUCUCGGAUCUCGACUUGCCGUGACUCCGUGGCCCAAGGAUCGGCGAUGGACACCGUACCUACUCGGAUUAGGAUAUGGUCUGAGCACGCCACUCUCAAUCGCCAUCGGCUUGGGUGUGCGGAAAACCUACCCUCCGGGCUCCAGGACCACGCUCAUUGUCAAUGGCGUGUUCGAUUCGGUGUCGGCGGGCAUCCUGAUUUACACUGGACUGGUGGAGUUGAUGGCUCACGAGUUCAUGUUCAGCAAUUCUAUGCGCAGGGCGAGCAUACGUACUGUCAUGGCGGCAUUUGUGACGAUGUGUCUUGGUGCAGGACUUAUGGCAUUACUCGGCAAGUGGGCUUGA
Messenger RNA from Cladophialophora yegresii CBS 114405, 1152 nucleotides. RefSeq lists its product as uncharacterized. Gene Ontology annotation, cellular component: plasma membrane. Gene Ontology annotation, biological process: zinc ion import across plasma membrane. The record is from RefSeq and is a predicted model, not a curated record. Bases 1 to 1152 code for a protein of 383 amino acids. Gene Ontology annotation, molecular function: low-affinity zinc ion transmembrane transporter activity. The transcript has a single exon. NCBI's taxonomy places the organism in Eukaryota, Fungi, Ascomycota, Eurotiomycetes, Chaetothyriales, Herpotrichiellaceae.